UAUGAAUUAUAACUAUAAAUAUUAGACACAGACCACAGCGCCGCCUCAACAUCUCAAAACUCUAUCCCUAAUCCCUUUCUUCGUCUCUCAUCGCUCUGCAAACCCUCGCCUCCGAUUUCAGGUGUUGUUGAACCUUCCUGUUGUUGGCUUGGUACCCGUGCAAGUUCUGCCGUGUAGCAGAUUCCAAGGUGAAGGUGUCACGUUAAAGUUUCUUUCAUGUUUGAACAGGCUACUAUCCAUUUGGGAGCAACUGAGCUGCUUGGAGAGUAUUUUUCUUCCUCUAGAAAAAAUUACAGACCCUCACCACAGACAGUUAGCUGUAUGCAUUGCGAGACAUACCAGAAAUUCACUCAGUUUUCUGCUUGCGGUUGGCCUCCUUCCAUUAUCCUUGAAGGAGAUUCUUCAAGGGUGAAAGCUAACUUAAAGGCUGAAAGUUUGAAUUCCGGCAUUUGCUGCCUCUGAAUAUCCUUUGUGACUUUGUGAGUCAACAUGGCUUUACAGAACAUUGGUGCUGCUAACAGUGAUGAUGCCUUCUACAGGUAUAAGAUGCCUAGGAUGAUUACCAAAAUUGAGGGUAGAGGUAAUGGCAUCAAGACUAAUGUUGUCAAUAUGGUUGAUAUUGCAAAGGCAUUGGCGAGGCCGGCAUCCUACACAACCAAGUAUUUUGGUUGUGAACUUGGGGCCCAGUCAAAAUUUGAUGAGAAGACCGGCACUUCUCAUGUCAAUGGAGCGCAUGAUACUGCAAAGCUUGCCGGCCUUCUGGAGAACUUCAUUAAGAAAUAUGUCCAGUGUUAUGGUUGUGGAAAUCCUGAAACUGAGAUCAUAAUUACUAAGAACCAAAUGAUCCAGCUGAAAUGUGCUGCUUGUGGUUUUGUGUCUGAUGUUGACAUGCGAGACAAGCUAACUACUUUUAUCAUUAAGAACCCUCCAGAAGUUAAGAAAGGAUCCAAAGACAAGAAGGCUAUGAGGAGAGCUGAGAAGGAGAGACUGAAGGAAGGUGAAGCAGCUGACGAGGAACUGAAGAAACUGAAGAAAGAGGUUAAAAAGAAAGGCGCCACAUCUUCAAAGGAUGUCACUGCUAAAUCCACCACUUCAAAGAAGAAAGCAAAUGGCUCUGAUGAAGACCGCACAUCACCUACUCACAGUCAAGUUGAUGAGAAAGAGGAGGCUCAUGAUGAAGAUGAUGAUGAUGACGUGCAAUGGCUGACAGAUACAUCCCUUGAUGCUGCUCGUCAACGUAUCCAGGAACAGUUAAGUGCUGUGACAGCUGAUAUGGUUAUGCUUUCUACAGAUGAACCUGAGAAGAAGAAAAAGGCUGCAAGUAACGGAAAUGGUGGUUCUCAGAAUGGUAACUCAAUGUCCUAUGGAACCCUGGUUGGUGAAGUGAAAGCAAAUUUGAAGAAAGGUGUUGGGGCGAAGGAAUUGAUGUCUCAUCUUGCAGCACUUACUGUACCUGCUCAAGAAAAGAUCAGUGCUCUGGUUGAAGCUCUCUUCGAGGGAACUGAGAAAGGUUUUGCCAAAGAAGCUAUUAAGAAGAAGAACUACCUUGCUGCUGCUGUUGGCGAGGAGGGAUCCCAGUUGUUAUUGCUUAAUGCUUUUGAGGAAUUUUCUUGCAAGUCUACUUCUAAUGCUUUGAAGGAGGUUGCCCUGGUUCUAAAGGCACUCUACGAUGCUGAUGUUUUGGAGGAAGAGUUCAUUGUGCAGUGGUAUCAAAAGGGACUGAAGGGCGAUAACAAGAAAUCUCAGAUUUGGAAAAAUGCUCAACCUUUCAUUGAUUGGCUUCAGAAUGCAGAAUCAGAAUCUGAGGAAGAAUAAUUGUGCUCGUCAUUAUGGAGAAAGCAUAAUUUUCCCAGAUCAUCCGGUACUUGUGUUUGCUUGCUUAUGUCGUGUCCUUUGUUUCCAAUAAAGGGUCAUGUUGGCCCUGUGUUGUUGAACUACUAUAACAUCUAAGCUUUUGUGCGUACGGUGCAUGCAUGUCUGGACAUUAGCAUGUACUCUUUCUUAUUUUUAUGUAUUUGGUUUUUGAUGAUUAUGUUUUAUGUUUAAGUAAAAGCGUGUUGUUAUUAUGAUGCGGUUUUCUGUACGUCUCAUGUUUGUUCAGACAUGUGGUUGAUAUGAACAUUCUCUACAUUUGUAGGGAAUUACAAUAAGAUAAGUUUUGUUGGAUCA
Cajanus cajan (pigeon pea) is the source of this 2169-nucleotide messenger RNA. Its product is annotated as eukaryotic translation initiation factor 5. Gene Ontology annotation, cellular component: cytosol. Lineage: Eukaryota; Viridiplantae; Streptophyta; Magnoliopsida; Fabales; Fabaceae. The record is from RefSeq and is a predicted model, not a curated record. Gene Ontology annotation, molecular function: GDP-dissociation inhibitor activity; translation initiation factor activity; eukaryotic initiation factor eIF2 binding. Gene Ontology annotation, biological process: formation of cytoplasmic translation initiation complex; translational initiation.